Esox lucius (northern pike) is the source of this 6141-nucleotide messenger RNA. RefSeq names its product glutamate receptor, ionotropic, N-methyl D-aspartate 1b (gene grin1b). The record is from RefSeq and is a predicted model, not a curated record. Gene Ontology annotation, cellular component: NMDA selective glutamate receptor complex; neuron projection; synapse. Gene Ontology annotation, biological process: ionotropic glutamate receptor signaling pathway; chemical synaptic transmission; regulation of membrane potential. The coding region runs from base 474 to 3290 and encodes 938 amino acids. The transcript has 21 exons. Lineage: Eukaryota; Metazoa; Chordata; Actinopteri; Esociformes; Esocidae. Gene Ontology annotation, molecular function: NMDA glutamate receptor activity.
GCUGCGCGGGCACGAUUUCUGGACCAAGGACAGCCGCUCGCGCUCAGCAUCAGGUCAUUGGACCCUAACAGCAAAGCAGAACCUCGGACCGUAGUCGUGUCAAGGGCACGGAGACAUGGAUCUCAUAAAUAUUGAGAAAACACAAGCUCUGCCAAAACAGAUUAAUCUAUGCGAAUUAUAGAAAGCAUUUUCUAUCGGCAAAGAAAAUCAACAGGAUUUACCCACCACAAACCAAACGUGUUAUUAUUAUUUUAAAACGGUAAAGUAAUACAGGUUUAGAGAUCAGCUGGAGUAAAAUCGAAGGAAGCACAUUCCUCUACUGGGCGGACUAAUGUAAUUGCAUUCCACUGGUAUCGCUGUUAGCACAGGGUCGAGAGGACGUGAUCCACGAAGACCGGUUAACUGGGUUGGCUACGACGCACAACCACUCUCAAUAGGAGACUCACUCUGGGUCCAGUUGUGUCGAUGUCAAUAUGCGUGUAUUUAUGCUUGUGUUUUUCAUCUCCUGCUCCUGUGCGGGUGGUGGAUGUGAACCAAAGAUCGUCAAUAUCGGAGCAGUCCUGAGCCAGAAGAGGUAUGAACAGGUGUUCAAGGACGCCGUCACACAGGCGAACACGCUGUAUGGGAAAGAUAAGUUCAAGAUGAACGCCAUCUCUGUCACUCAUAAACCAAACGCAAUUCAAAUGGCUCUCUCCGUCUGCGAGGACCUCAUCUCGAACCAGGUUUAUGCCAUUUUGGUGAGCCACCCACCACAGUCCAAUGACCACCUCACCCCGACUCCUGUGUCCUACACGGCAGGGUUCUAUCGCAUUCCGGUUGUGGGGCUCACCACCCGGAUGUCCAUUUACUCAGACAAGAGCAUCCACCUGUCUUUUCUGCGUACAGUCCCUCCAUACUCUCACCAGGCCCAGGUUUGGUUUGACAUGAUGAGGGAGUUUCGCUGGAACCACAUCAUUCUGAUUGUUAGCGAUGACCAUGAGGGCCGUGCCGCCCAGAAAAGGCUAGAGACCCUGUUGGAGGAGAGAGAGACCAAGAAUAAAAACAGGAACUAUGAAAACCUCGACCAACUGUCCUAUGACAACAAGCGAGGACCCAAGGCAGAGAAAGUUCUCCUGUUCAGCCAAGACACCAACCUGACGUCCAUGCUGUUGGAGGCCAAGGACCUGGAGGCCCGCGUCAUAAUUCUCUCUGCCAGCGAGGACGAGGCAGCGUCGGUCUACAAAGCAGCACGCCAGCUCAACAUGACGGGCUCUGGUUACGUGUGGCUGGUUGGAGAGAGGGAGAUGUCUGGUAAAGCUUUGAGUGAAGCACCAGAUGGCUUGCUCGGUCUUCAGCUCAUCAAUGGCAAAAAUGAGUCGGCGCACAUCAACGACGCUGUGGCUGUGGUGGCGCAGUCCAUUCAGGAGCUCUUUGAAAAGGAGAACAUCACGGAACCGCCCCGCGGCUGUGUGGGCAAUACGAACAUCUGGAGGACUGGACCGCUCUUCAAAAGAGUGCUGAUGGCGUCCAAGUACCCAGAUGGUCUGACAGGACGCAUCGAGUUUAACGAUGACGGCGACAGGAGGUUUGCUACCUACAGCAUUCUCAACUACCAAAAGACCCGACUGGUACAAGUGGGCGUCUUCAAUGGCACCCAAGUGGUGAUGAAUCCACAAAGGAAGAUCAUUUGGCCAGGAGGAGAGACAGAGAAGCCAAGAGGAUACCAGAUGUCUACCAGACUUAAGAUAGUAACAAUUCAUCAGGAGCCAUUCAUCUAUGUACAACCUACAACAAGUGAUGGAACAUGCUACAAAGAGAAAACUGUAAAUGGACUCAAAGAUGUCCAAAAAGUGAUAUGUACCGGUCCCAAUGGUACCAUCCCAGGACAGCCUAUAGUACCUCAGUGCUGCUAUGGCUUUUGCAUUGACCUCUUGAUUAAACUAGCGGAUACCAUGAACUUCACCUAUGAGGUUCAUCUGGUGGCUGAUGGGAAGUUUGGUACACAGGAGCGGGUGAACAACAGCAACAAGAAGGAGUGGAACGGCAUGAUGGGAGAACUCCUGGGUGGACUAGCUGACAUGAUUGUUGCUCCACUAACGAUCAACAAUGAACGUGCCCAGUACAUCGAGUUCUCCAAACCAUUUAAGUACCAGGGGCUCACAAUCCUUGUGAAAAAGGAAAUACCUCGCAGUACUCUGGAUUCGUUCAUGCAGCCCUUUCAGAGCACACUGUGGCUGCUGGUGGGUCUAUCGGUCCAUGUGGUGGCGGUGAUGCUCUACCUAUUAGACCGGUUCAGCCCAUUUGGAAGGUUUAAAGUGAACAGUGAAGAAGAAGAAGAGGACGCCCUUACCUUAUCCUCCGCCAUGUGGUUCUCAUGGGGAGUCCUUUUGAACUCUGGGAUAGGAGAAGGAGCACCCCGGAGCUUUUCAGCAAGGAUCUUAGGUAUGGUGUGGGCUGGAUUUGCCAUGAUCAUCGUGGCAUCCUAUACUGCCAAUCUGGCAGCCUUCCUAGUGUUGGACCGGCCUGAGGAGCGCAUCACCGGCAUCAAUGACCCCAGGCUGCGCAACCCAUCAGACAAGUUCAUUUAUGCCACAGUGAAGCAGAGUUCGGUGGACAUCUACUUCCGGCGCCAAGUGGAGCUGAGUACUAUGUAUCGUCACAUGGAGAAACACAACUACGAAAGCGCCGCUGAGGCCAUCCAAGCUGUGCGUGACAACAAACUGCACGCGUUUAUCUGGGACUCUGCCGUCCUGGAGUUUGAGGCAUCACAGAAGUGUGAUUUGGUGACAACAGGAGAGCUAUUCUUCCGCUCCGGCUUUGGCAUAGGCAUGCGGAAGGACAGCCCUUGGAAGCAAAAUGUUUCACUGUCCAUUCUCAGCUCUCAUGAGAAUGGCUUCAUGGAAGAACUAGAUAAAACCUGGGUGAGAUACCAGGAGUGUGACUCUAGGAGUAACGCACCGGCCACACUCACAUUUGAGAACAUGGCAGGUGUGUUUAUGUUGGUUGCCGGGGGUAUCGUUGCUGGAAUCUUCCUCAUCUUUAUUGAGAUUGCAUACAAACGCCACAAAGAUGCCCGCAGAAAGCAGAUGCAACUGGCCUUCGCUGCGGUCAAUGUGUGGAGGAAGAAUCUACAGGAUAGGAAAAGUGAUAGAGCAGAGCCCGUCUCCAAACAGAAAGCCUCUUUUAGGUCCAUCAGUACCUCCCUGGCCUCCAACAUCAAGAGACGUAGGUCCUCCAAAGACACGCCUUAUCCCACGGACAUCACAGGCCAACUCAACUUGUCAGACCCCUCUGUUAGCACAGUGGUGUGAGAAAGAAAGAUGGAGAAAAGACUGGAGAUAGACUUUUGACUGAAAAAGAGAGAGGAUUCUGGUUGUGGGCCAGAAGUGCUGGUCUGCUGCUGCUACGCUGCCUGAGCCGUUGCCUUUUCCUUAUUUUGCUGUCUACCCAUAUAGAAUGUUUUGCCCAUUCUACCGGAAUCCCACCAAACAGGACAGACAGGAACCAGAAAGACAGCAUCCCACUGUCACACUGUGCCAGUUCACACUGGAGCCAAACUGCACGUUUUUGUGGACCGACCUAGCACAAUGACAGCUUUAGGCUGUUUUUUUUAUUUAUUCAACUUUAUAAUCUGUCUGCUAUUGUCCCGUUGUGCUGUUUACUGUAUUUACAAAACAACAAGAAUUCUGUUUUGUUUUGUUACCAGAGACCGUUUCACCCCUGGAUUGCAACAUGUUGUCCUGCACUGUGUUAUUUGAUUUUCAAAACACGAUAGAUUUGAUAGAUCAGAAUGUUUAAUGUCACUGUCUUACUACCUCCAUUUAUUUAGAAUAACCUUAGACAUUUACUGUAGAUAUAUGUAUUUUGUACUGCAUUUUCAUAGUUUUUUUCUUUGUGUUCUUUAUCAGCCGUUUUUUUGUUAGCUUUAGGCUAAUGCUGUGUAGUUUGUGCAAUAAUUACGCAAACGUGGAUGAUUUCUAAAUAAGUGGCAUGCAGUAAUAUCAAUACCUUAUGUGUAAAUCCGAGCUAAGAAAAGUUUCUGUUGUAGCACUCAGUUUAGCUGCAGUCUUUCUUUAUCUGUCUUCGUUAAUACUUUUUCAUGAGUUCAUUUUCUUUUUUCUCUCAGUGGUGGUAAAGUAUUUAAUUGGCUGGCAAGUGGCAAUACCUUCAGCGUUCAUUAUACUACAGUAUCGCGGCGCCAAAUGCCUUUGGCAAGACAGCGACAAAAGAGCUGGCUCUAACAGAAAUACACAGGGACAGGGGUGUUGUAGGCUACUUGUUGUUUAUUGAAGAAUAUUGUCUGUCAAUACUGUUGCAUUGUUUUUUUUUACACAGUAUAGGAAAGUCAUUCAUGAAAAUGUAUUCUUCAGUCAACAUUAAGUCUCUCUGUAAAGUAUUUAUUUUACAUCAAGACAUCAUUGAGGAUAACAAAUGAGAUGUUGCUAACUGUUGUAACCUAAAUGUAGCUGCCCUCUCUUCCCCCAGAUGAUUCACAUUUCUGUUUUUUUUUUUUAACCCUAAAUUGUCCCACCUGAUUUUAAUAUUAAACUAAUCAUCAAGCGUUUUACAAAAUGAUCAGAUGUGCCAGUUUAGGGUUAAAACAUAAAUGUGAAACAUCUGCUGUGGCUCGAGGAGGAGUUUGGAAAACGAUGUAAAAGCUAUCAAAGAUUCUCAUCACUCAAGCAAAAAGCAGCACCAUGCAGAGAGAUGGUUCAGAUGCAGAUAUAGGAAGAGACUAUGAACGUUGCAUAUACAUUAUUGUGACAUGUACAUCAUUUCCGGAUGCUUUGAGAGUAGUUGCAUUGAAAGAGAUUCCCUCUCUUUGGGUCAAAGUAUCCUGUAAUGCUAUCUACGUCAUUGUACUGUGUAUCGUGUCCAUAUGUAUAAUAUCAAUUCAUGUUUAAUCAACUGUAGGGGCUUUAUAGUAAUUGGCUAAGAUGGCUGUGGUAGAUGUGUGGUUAACCCUAAGUAAGUUACUACCAUGUAUUACUAAUAUUAUAAUAUAUUUCACUAUAUUACUGUAUUUAGCUUUAUAUAUGAAAUUAGAUAAAUAAGACCCCCCCCACCCCUUUCAAUUACUGUUACUGAAAAUACGCUGGCAUUUAGUCUGCCGAUAGCAAAUUGGCUAACUGCAAAAACAAGAUAUUGUAUAAAGUUUGUUUUCUUAAAAACAGUAAAAUGCUAAAGUGUAACAGCUAAAUUGUAUUCUAAAUACAGUUCCUCACUCAAAAUCUAAAAUUCUUUAGUUUAGUAUUUUUGUACUAAAUCAAAGUGAGGGCCUUGCUCAUAAUAUUUGUGAGAACUUAAGAAUGUUAAACAUGUACCUGUAACUGCUAGACAAGUGUACUGUAUUUUAUGAGAGGAUGAUAUGUUUUUCUGCAAUUGGCCUAAGAUAUUAGACUUAGAGAGAGACAGAAAUGUAUCUUUCUGGAUCAACUUUUUUUUAUUAUGGUUGAAAUGUUUAUGGGCAAAUGUUUUGUAGAAAUGUUUCUUUAUUAUUCAAGUAAAAUAAUGUGGCAGAGUUCAAUAUUACUACUAAUAAUGUAGCCAUCAACUAGAGAUCUGAAGUUUAGCUAUGGUUGUCUUACUGUUUUCAUGGAUAUGGAAAUGGUCAAAUGGUUAAGUAAGUAUAAUAAGUCUAAAUGAAGUUCAAAUAAGUUUUAAUGAUGUACAAAUUGUACAUUGUAAAUUGUAUCUUUGAUAAUGUAAUUUCCAGGGAUCAUGAUUAUUCGCAGCAAAUCCUGCCUAUUAACUCUAUCAAAUGUUAUAAUUGUUUGACAGACCUACUUAUUUCUCAAAACAGCAUUUAUUCAGAAUGCAUUAUAAUUCAAAUAGUGAGUUGGGUUUAAUAGGCAGUGCAAGUGAACAUUUUGGUUUGCUUGUGAAAAGUGCAAAGGUUAUGUUGGUCCAGAGGGUUUAGUGGUGGCAAUGCUUGGGAAAACGAUAUGGCAUUGUGUGAUAGAAUUAAAGACUGUAAGUACAGGGUACAAUGGCCAAUCAGAGGACUCAGAAACAUUGUUUUUCUAUUCUUUAAAAGUAAAAAUACAAUAUUUUAAGAUAGUAAGUUAGGCAUCUAUAACCUAAGCAAUCACUACCAAAUGUGCUUUCUAUUUAAUUCCUAUGUUGUGUGAAUUAUUAAUAAAAAGUAAUAUAAUAUCUCUC